Molecule: messenger RNA, 1350 nt
Organism: Mesocestoides corti
Lineage: Eukaryota; Metazoa; Platyhelminthes; Cestoda; Cyclophyllidea; Mesocestoididae
Source: the annotation of a GenBank genome assembly
AUGCUCCUAUUGGAGAAUCCAAAGCCAGGUUCUCCUAUGUAUCCCUAUUCAUCUACAACGCCCUCUAACGCUUCCGUUGUCGUAUCUGGUUCUGGUACCUCAAACACGAUGCUUCUCCCCGGUCAACCCCAAACACCUUCUCCAAUGAUCUAUCCCCAACAGUCUUACGCCGCCGCUGUUCCCCAAAAGUCUAAUGUCGGAAUUCUUCACAACGGCAGUAGCAACACCAAUAACGGUGCAAUGACAAAUAUGAUGUCUCAUUCAAUGAUGCAGGCGUCACCAUCUCAACAACCGUGUAGCAACACUGGGAGUUUUUACUGCUGGCCACCGCCUCCCUCUGCAGCGGCGCCUGUUUCAAGCGUUGUCUCUUCUCGGUUGCCCCACGUCUCACAAAGAAGGAGUGUCGGAGCAGGAUAUAGGAUUUCUUCGCAAAACUCUCCCUCAGACUGUUCCCAUGCUCAAUACUUCUUUCGCCAGCAGCAGCCAACGCACAAAUCACCCAGUGAUAUUAGUGGUUAUUCAAGUGUAACUACUAGACCUCCUGGAAGUGCUAAUUCAGGUAGUAACUGGAAAGAACGUCCUCAUGUUGGAAAGUAUAGCCUAAUCCGCACCAUUGGGAAGGGCAACUUCGCCAAAGUCAAACUGGCCCAGCACGUAACAACAGGCAUGGAGGUCGCAGUCAAAGUUAUCGACAAAACGCAACUGAAUCCCACAAGUCUCCGAAAGCAGUCCCCUGAAAACGUGGCCACUUCGUACAUCACCCAAGGUGGUAUUGCGGAUUUAGCGGCCUUAGUGCCUGUGUACGUGCGGCGUAAGAUUGACGUCAGGCUUCUUCCCCUGCCUCGCUCUCCUAGCGCGAAUUUAUUCCGGUGGCCCUUCCAAGUUCGCAUUGUCGCCGGUUGUGCAGACAGCGCCCACGCGCAUUCCCUUGUCAUCGUGCGGCGCGCGUGCAUGACUCACACGGCCCACGACGCACAUGUACUUGCCGAUUUUCACCCCCUGACGCUGUCUGAUCGGCGUCGUUUUGUAUUACGAACACCACUUAUUACAUACGAUGUCGUGGCAGGUGGUGUCCCCUCCACUGCCUCUGGCAUUACAGACUUGAGACAGUGUGUAUUUCUCCUGGUUUGGACGGUUUUUUGUGAAAAUGCCAUCGAUCCUGGCAAGAAGGUUGUUCACUUUCUUGGGUGCUUGUGUGCGCAGACUUCUUUAAGCGACUGGAAUGCAAUUAAACUGCUGGAAGUCAUAGAAUCGGAGAAGCACUUGUAUUUGGUCAUGGAGUAUGCUAGCAAUGGUGGCAGUGAAGCGGCGGCUAGAUCAAGUGGAAGCAACCGCUUGCUCUCCCGCUAG